This is a messenger RNA of Ictalurus punctatus (channel catfish), 730 nucleotides long. RefSeq names its product MAPK regulated corepressor interacting protein 2 (gene mcrip2). NCBI's taxonomy places the organism in Eukaryota, Metazoa, Chordata, Actinopteri, Siluriformes, Ictaluridae. The record is from RefSeq and is marked provisional.
GGCGGUGCUUUAAAGGAUCUCGAGCUCUCGCAUGAUGUACACAAUAACCAGAGGCCCGAGCAAACUCGUUACACAACGUAGAACAGGUCCCACACAGCAGCAGAUUGACAGCAAAGCCACCGACUUGAAGCACAAACGGAGCCACUGGCUCGAGUCCAACUCGCCCGCUCCCAAAAUCGUAUUUCAGCGCCUCAACACGAAGCGCUUUCUUAGAUCCACCUCGCCAAAGGAAGAAGACACGGCUGAAGGCUUUACGCCGGCACACGAGGAGAACGUACGAUUCGUCUACGAAGCGUGGCAGGAGGUAGAGCAGAAACUUGGUGACGGAGCUCAGCCGGAGAACGGGAAAGGCCCGGUGCAGUACGCCGAGAGGAAUCCCAACCCCAGCAUGAAAAACUUUGUGCCUAUCGAUCUGGAGGAGUGGUGGGCGCAGCGCUUCCUGGCCACCAUCGCUAAUCCGUCGUGACAGGUGUAGAAGCGGGGAGCGGCGAAGACGUUGGGGGAAUGUGAGGGUCCAGGGUGUGUUGAGAGGCCAGAAUGCACUACAAACAAACGCACACACGCAUACAUACAUACAUAGACGGAGAGAUGUGAGAUUUUCAUUCUGAUGCUGUAAAUUUGUGAGACUGCAGUGUGCUGAAACGUGAAAUCUUUUUUUUUCUGGCUGAUCUUUGCAUAAAAAAUAUGAAAAAACAAUGAAAAAAAAAAAAAACAGUAAAUUGUAUUUCAA